AUGUCGACACAGUCACCCGUACCUCCCGCACGUGAUUUCCUGGCACGCACCAGCUUUCCAGACCAAGGGCACGUCGACAAGCUGCAGAGCAGUGAGACAUCCCCGUCACUUUGGGCGCGGCGAGAGUUUGCUGUGAAUCUGCGUCCCCACGCUACGGCCGAAGCCCCGCGGGCAGACCUUUCCCAGCUGAGCGGGGUAGCACUGCGCCCCACCGGGCUCUCGACGCUGUGUGAGCAGAUCACCGGGCCUGUCACCACGGCGCCACUGAGCGGGUUCAAUCUGCCAGCCUUCCAGCUAGCAGCCAAGCACCUCUGGAAAUUUCUAGAAGCCCGAUGCUCGCUCCCUGCCAAGAGAACCACAGGCUCCGUGUUCUGUGCUACUGCUUCCCCUGGUGCGGGAGCGACGGUGUCACCUUCUUUCCUGCCCUUCCUGCCCUCUGAGCCUCGUCCCGGGCAGAUGCGGCCCUCUGGAUCUCCUGUGCUUGCCUGUGCCCGGGAGUGUGUACCCCCUGGUGAACCAAACUUCGUGUCCUCUUACGACAUCGGGAAUUUCACCUACUUCUUCUUCCGAGAAAACGCCGUGGAGCACGACUGUGGGAAAACGGUGUUCUCCCGUGCCGCCCGGGUCUGCAAGAAUGACUUGGGGGGGCGCUUCCUCCUGGAGGACACGUGGACCACGUUCAUGAAGGCACGCCUCAACUGCUCACGCCCCGGCGAGGUGCCCUUCCCCUACCACGAGCUGCAAAGCACCUUCUACCUGCCUGAGCUGGACCUUGUUUACGGCCUCUUCACCACCAACGUGAACAGCAUUGCUGCCUCGGCCGUGUGCAUCUUCAACCUGAGCGCCAUUGCACAGGCCUUCAACGGGCCCUUCCAGUACCAGGAGAACUCGCGUUCCGCAUGGCUGCCCCACCCUAACCCCAAUCCCAACUUCCAGUGUGGCACCGUGGACCAGGGCCUGUACGUGAACCUGACCGAGAGGAACCUGCAAGAUGCCCAGAAGUUCAUCCUGAUGCACGAGGUGGUGCAGCCUGUGACCCCGGUGCCCGCCUUCAUGGAGGACAACAGCCGCUUGUCCCACGUGGUCGUGGAUGUGGUGCAGGGCAGAGACCGGCUGUUCCACGUCAUGUACCUGGCCACAGAUCGCGGCACCAUCAAGAAGGUGCGGGCGCCCCUGGGUCCGGCCAUGGGCAGCUGCCUGCUGGAGGAGAUGGAGCUGGUCCCCGAGCGGCGCCCAGAGCCCGUGCGCAACCUGCAGAUCCUGCACAGCCAGAGCGUCCUGUUCGUGGGCCUGCACGAGCAUGUGGCCAAGGUCCCACUGAGGAAGUGCCACUUCCACCUGACACGCAGCGCCUGCCUCGGGGCCCAGGACCCGUAUUGCGGCUGGGACGUGACGAUGAAGAAGUGUACGAGCCUGGAGGACAGUCUGAGCAUGACCCAGUGGGAGCAGAGCGUGUCCGCGUGUCCCGUCAGAAACCUUACUGUGGAUGGGCAUUUCGGCCCCUGGUCCCCAUGGAUGCCCUGCACGCACACGGACGGCAGUGCCGUGGGCUCCUGCCUCUGCCGGACCCGCUCCUGUGACAGCCCGGCUCCCCAGUGCGGCGGCUGGCCCUGCACGGGCCCCAGCGUGGAAAUUGUCAACUGCUCCAGGAACGGAGGCUGGACCCCAUACUGCAACGAACAUUUGCUGUGCCCCCCACACAUGUUCUGGACAGGCUGGGGUCCCUGGGAACGGUGCACGGCCCAGUGUGGGGGUGGCAUUCAAGCUCGCCGCAGGACCUGCGAGAAUGGGCCAGAUUGCGCAGGCUGCAAUGUGGAGUACCAGCCCUGCAACACCAGCCCCUGCCCUGAGCUGAAGAAGACGACACCGUGGACACCUUGGACGCCUGUCAACAUCUCCGACAAUGGCGGCCACUAUGAGCAGCGGUUCCGGUACACCUGCAAAGCCCGCCUGCCCGACCCGAACCUGCUGGACGUGGGCCGGCAGAGAAUCGAGAUGCGGUACUGCUCCAGUGAUGGGACCAGCAGCUGCCUCACAGAUGGCCUCUCUGGAGACUUCCUGCGUGCGGGAAGGUACUCUGCGCACACGGUCAACGGGGCCUGGUCGGCCUGGACGUCCUGGUCCCAGUGCAGCCGCGACUGCAGCCGCGGCAUCCGGAACCGGAAGCGGGUGUGCAACAACCCCGAGCCCAAGUAUGGGGGGCUGCCGUGCCUGGGCCCUGCCCUGGAGUACCAGGAGUGCAACAUCCUGCCCUGCCCAGAGAGCUGGUCGGAGUGGUCGGACUGGUCCCAGUGCGAUGCGUCCGGAGCCCAGGCCCGCACCCGCCAGUGUGUCCUUCUGUUCCCCGUGGGCAGCCAGUGUUCCGGAAACACCACGGAAAGCCGGCCAUGUGCUUUCGUGUCUAACUUCAUCCCAGAGGUGUCUGUGGCCAGGUCCCGGAGCGUGGAGGAGAAGAGGUGUGGAGAGUUCAACGUGUUCCACAUGAUGGCUGUGGGGCUGAGCAGCUCCAUCCUCGGCUGCCUGCUCACCCUGCUCGUCUACACCUACUGCCAGCGCUACCAGCAGCAGUCCCACGACGCUACUGUCAUCCACCCUGUCUCGCCUGCCCCUCUCAACACCAGCAUCACCAACCACAUCAACAAGUUGGACAAGUACGACUCCAUGGAAGCCAUUAAGGCAUUUAACAAAAACAACUUGAUCCUAGAGGAAAGGAACAAAUACUUCAACCCACACCUCACCGGAAAGACCUAUUCUAAUGCCUACUUUACAGAUCUCAAUAAUUACGAUGAGUACUAA
Molecule: messenger RNA, 2796 nt
Organism: Orycteropus afer afer
Lineage: Eukaryota; Metazoa; Chordata; Mammalia; Tubulidentata; Orycteropodidae
Gene: SEMA5A
Product: semaphorin 5A
Exons: 17
Coding region: 1-2796 (931 amino acids)
Biological process (GO): negative regulation of axon extension involved in axon guidance; axon extension; semaphorin-plexin signaling pathway
Molecular function (GO): semaphorin receptor binding; chemorepellent activity
Source: RefSeq, a predicted model, not a curated record